This is a messenger RNA of Pocillopora meandrina, 1228 nucleotides long. NCBI's taxonomy places the organism in Eukaryota, Metazoa, Cnidaria, Anthozoa, Scleractinia, Pocilloporidae. The record is from the annotation of a GenBank genome assembly.
AUGGUUAUCUGGUGCCCAGACCUGUUCGCCUGGAAAUCUGUCAAGUUUCCAGAGGAGCUGGCGUGUGUGAUUGGAAUGACGUAUUCGGAGAGUACCCGUCCUUCAAAAACUACUCAUUAGCGAUGCACGCUGUCAUCAUUUUUGUCCCUGUGGUUUUCAUAGCAAUACGUUUAUUGCUUUAAAAGUCAAAUCCCAGAAGAUUCCAGGAGAGCAAUCAACUAACACAAGAGAAAAACGCUUGAAAAGAGAGCGAAAUGUUCUUAAACUGUCCGUUACCAUCGUGUUGGGAUUUGCAUUGUGUUGGCUUCCCCUAAGUAAUGUGUGGUUCAUGAUGAAUUUCAACUUAGACCGAACAAUAACAUCAUCUUGAGGCUUCUAUUACUUCUGGUCUGUUACCUUAUUUCUAGCUAUGUCGAACUGCGUGAUCAACCCUUGGAUCUGUGUAUGUUUUGGUGGAAAUUAUCGUCAGGGUCUCAAGAAUCUCCUCUGUCAGUUGCUCUUCUUUUGGUCCUGACGUUGAUCAAGAUGCACCGUAGUGUGACACCCGGGGCUCUAAGACGCUAUUUCACUAAAGGAUUAAUUUCUUAAUGAGUAUUUUCAUUUCAGACUACGAUAAAGUCAACAGGGUAAUUAGAGAGCCUAGAGUGAAACAUCUUAUUGAAAAAACCAUAAUGAAUUUUUUGAUCUAGUGAUUCAUGAUUAAAAGGAAUGGUGUGAAUUGUCCGCUUGAAGUCUUUUUAAGACAUGAUAGAUCAAAAUAAGGACUAGUUCUGGUUAAAAACUGAUUGUUUUAUUGCUGAAAGUGGCAUUUAGAAAUUAUCAGAAAGACGUUAUACUGAACUCCCUCUAUACAACACUGAAAUUUGCACACAAAUUGUAAGCAUUCUUAUCUUCCUUUGUCAGUUCACUUACUACAAAAAUAUACAUAGAUAAACUUAUCGCUAGAGAUGCUUUGAUCAACGGUCAAACCGUUCUUUGAACUUUUGCGCAACGACUGUUUUUGUGAGCUGUAUUAAUCUGAUCACAUAAUUUAAUGACUUUUUUCAAACGUACCACAUUGAAGACAAGUAUGAUGUAAUUUACUGGACAAAAAGAGAUGAAAUAAAAUGUUUAUCAAUAGCUGAGUCGAGUUUGUACAUUACCAUAAUUGUCCUAAUCAUUGUUUGAAGUAGUAUUCCCUUUCAAGAUGACGAUGCAGAAUGGAAACACGAUGGUAAAUAAUAUAAAG